Messenger RNA from Bipolaris sorokiniana ND90Pr, 3180 nucleotides. RefSeq lists its product as uncharacterized. Gene Ontology annotation, cellular component: cytoplasm. Bases 1 to 3180 code for a protein of 1059 amino acids. The transcript is spliced from 3 exons. NCBI's taxonomy places the organism in Eukaryota, Fungi, Ascomycota, Dothideomycetes, Pleosporales, Pleosporaceae. The record is from RefSeq and is a predicted model, not a curated record. Gene Ontology annotation, biological process: protein deubiquitination. Gene Ontology annotation, molecular function: cysteine-type deubiquitinase activity.
AUGAACGGCUAUCCCAACGGCGCAGAUGCAUCGAGGAACGGCCAUGGGCAAGCCGACUCGCGCGGGUCUGGUGGCUACCCACCCAUUGCAGAGAUUAUUGCCUCUGCCACAGACACGGCCGAGUCGCUCAGAAACCAUUCGAUCCGUAACUUGCUGGAACGGGCGCGGACACACUUCAACUCUGCCAAGACAAUGCUCAACAACCGCAUCCCUGCCGGAGCAUACUGGGAGUAUAUGGUCGCCUACCAGAUUAUCGUCGACCUGAUUCCCUCACACCGCGACUACUAUGACAAGAUCAGCAACAGCCGGAGCCAGGCUCACCGCGACUUCAACGACCUCAUGCGAGAUAUCAAGUCGAGCGAGGAGCGAUUCAUGCGCAUCAAGGACAUUAUCAAGAAUGACAACAAGCGCCAUGGCGGCCACCACAGGGCUGCCUCCCUACCUACAGGUCCUAGCCCACACUCCCGCAGUGGUUCCGUCACGCCACGAAAAGAUGAUGAGUUGAUGCUGCCUGAGGUGCCCACGAACCUGCCAAACGGCCGCGCUUCACCUGCUGCGCCCUUGGAUUCCUCUUACAGAAAACCUAUGGUGCAUCCAAAGCCCCAAACGCUGCAUGGCCGCGCUAUCCAUCAAAGUGCCGCGUCGGUGAAUAGCAUAAACGACCUCACUCAGCGCUUCGCAAACUUGCGCCGCUCUCCAAUUGAUACAUCUGCACGGUCUAGCCCUGACUUAUCAGUCAAGAUGCCCUCCCCAGCAGACUUCACUACCACCAACAGAGUCAUGGGACCACGCGGUAUGCCCAUGACACCUAUGUCCAUGCCUCAACCGCCACCCAAACUGCCACUAGACACACAAUUUGCUGCCUCCCUACCCAAAGAGCCUAGUCCCACCUACAGUCCUGCACGCAACAUCUCAGGUCCCUCAAGCAUCAAUCCGCCACGAAGUACCCCGAGGAGUAUGAACGGCACCGGAGGCCGUAACAACUUGUUAGCUGCAUCGAGCGCGUCCAGUUAUGCCCCCAAUGCGAAUGGUGUGCCAGACUCAUAUUUCCCAUCCCAACAGAAUCUACGUACUGCCCCCGAGAGGACCCGGUCUGUCAGCAAACCCGUCGAACUCGAAAUAGAUGCUAGCAUGCUAUACGACUACUACCGCAUGUACAAUGUACUCACCAUUGAUGUACGCAAUAGGACCGAUUAUGAUGCAGGCCACAUCUACGUGCGAAACAUCAUGUGUAUAGAGCCUUUGACCUUACGCGACGGCGACUCAGCAGAACAGCUACUAGACCGCCUUAUCAUCUCACCAGACGAAGAGCAGACCAUGUUCGAUCGGCGAAACGACUUUGAUGUCGUCGUCUACUAUGACGAAUCAACCGAAAAUAUUGAAUUUAUGCAGAAGCCCAAUCGCUCCGAAAAGGAAACUGCAUUGAAACGCCUUUUCGACACCCUACACGAGUUCAAUGCCGAGAAACCCCUCAAGCGCCCGCCAGUUCUUUUGAAAGGCGGUCUUGAUGCCUGGGUUGACUUGGUAGGCCCACAAGCAUUGAAGAUGUCGACUACCGCUGCACUGGUAGCCGCAGGUCCUGCCAGAGCUCGCGCUGUUCGGCGGUCUCCUGCUGCUACUCAUAUUGCGAAGAACAACCAGAGACGAUCGCGCCGCGAGUACGUACCCAUGGACCAGGAAGAAGAACAGGCAUGGCUCGAAGAAGCUCGCAAGGGGCGAGCUGAUGUUGAGGUGCCUCCAACAGAGGGCGAAGGAGAAGAGGAUGAGUCUAAUGCGCCCUUUUAUCGCUCCACCGAGGAGUUUUUGCGUCGGUAUCCCGAUGUAGAAGCUGAACAGUCGAUGAUGUACCCGCCAAAACCCCAAUUUACCAACCAAUACGUCGCACCUGCCAUACCUGUCGCCCCUUCACGGCCGCCGCCGUCGGUGCCUAGGGUUGGUUACAGUGGUGUGCAUGAACGCCAAGAUGUACAGCCAACCCGCAACAAUGUCUAUAAUUCGCAACCUCAAUUUAGCAAUCUGAGAUUGCACCGAACCGGAUUGCUCAACUUUGGAGUUACAUGCUACAUGAACUCAGUGGUUCAGUGUCUAAGUGGACACUUGCUGCUAUCAGACUUGUUCCUCACCGGGCGAUACCAGCGCGACCUUCAACGAGACAACUGGAAAGGUACAAAGGGUAUCCUUCCAGAGGCGUAUGCGACAUUGCUAUCGAACCUAUACAAGGGCGAUGUGUCGUCGGUACGCCCUAGCACUUUCAGGCGCAUUUGUGGUCACUUCAACUCGCAAUGGGGUAUUGACGAGCAGCAAGAUGCCAAGGAGUUUCUCGAAUUCGUGUUGGAUUACAUGCACGAAGACAUGAACCUAACAUGGAACAAGCCGCCCCUUAAACCGCUGACAGAUCAAGAAGAACUGACUCGCGAACGGUUUCCACGGCAAUACUCGGCCAUGAUCGAAUGGCGGCGAUACCAGCACCGCGACAUGUCCGUUAUCGGUGGUCUGUUCGCUGGGCAGCACGCUUCACAGCUCACAUGUCAAACGUGUGGUGUAACCAGUACAACGUACGAGGCGUUUUGGAGCAUCAGUGUGGAGAUUCCUCGCGAGGGCCAGUGCGACCUACGCCAAUGUUUAGAAUCCUACUGCGCGCCAGAACAUCUAGCGGGAGACGAGCUAUGGCGUUGCCCACGCUGCAAAAAAGACCGCGAGGCGGUUAAGAAGAUUACCAUCACUCGAGCACCGGACACACUUGUCAUCCACUUCAAGCGGUUCAGCGCAUCCCGUACAGAAACUGCACGCAAAGUUCGCACGCCCGUCCACUUUCCGCUUCAAAGGCUGGACAUAGGUCCGUUUGUUGAACCACCAAUGACCCCAGAGCAAGAGGCAUUUGUUGCUCAGAAAGCUCGGGACGGACCUGCGCAGCUGGCUGGAGUCAAAGCCGACCCCACCAUGAACGGACCGUAUGUCUACAACGCUUACGCUGUCAUCUGGCAUAUUGGUGCGACUCUCGGCAGCGGCCAUUACAUUGCUUUCGUCAAGGACAAAUCGCGAGGAUGUUGGCGGUCUUUCAACGAUGACAAAAUUCAGGAUUUUGAUCCAGGCAAUCUUCCAGCCAACAGUCGAUUGCAAAAUGAAAAGGCAUACAUUGUGUUUUACGAGCGGGAGAGGGUCGCUGGUGGGGCAUUUUAG